Molecule: messenger RNA, 1804 nt
Organism: Elgaria multicarinata webbii
Lineage: Eukaryota; Metazoa; Chordata; Lepidosauria; Squamata; Anguidae
Gene: SYNGR2
Product: synaptogyrin 2
Exons: 4
Coding region: 53-739 (228 amino acids)
Cellular component (GO): neuromuscular junction; synaptic vesicle membrane
Source: RefSeq, a predicted model, not a curated record
CACAAGUUUGGGCGAGGCGGCCACAGCGAGUUCCGGGCCGGGACAGUCACGGAUGAGCAUGGAGAGCGGCGGAGGUGCUUACGGAGCUGCCAAAGCUGGCGGCUCGUUUGACCUGUGGCACUUCUUGCAGCAGCCACAGGUCGUUGUACGCCUUCUGAGCGCGGUGUUUGCGCUCAUAGUUUUCUCUUGUAUCAUUGGAGAAGGCUACAUGAACAGCCAUGCUACCCCUGAUCUCCACUGUAUCUUUAACCGCAGCGAGGAUGCUUGUCGCUAUGGCAUUGGCAUUGGCGUGGUUGCCUUCCUAGCCUGCGUGUUCUUCUUCAUGGUUGAUAUCUACUUCCCACAGAUUAGCAAUACCACUGACCGCAAGUACCUCGUUAUAGCUGACUUGGGCUUCUCAGCUAUCUGGGCCUUUCUGUGGUUUAUCGGGUUCUGUAUACUGACAAACCAGUGGGCAUCAACAAAGGCUGAGGACAUAAUAAUUGGUGCUGAUGCUGCCCGUGCUUCAAUUGCCUUCAGCUUCUUCUCCAUUUUCUCAUGGGGGCUCCUGAUCGCCUUUGCACUUCAGCGUUACCGCAUGGGUGUGCAAGAUUUUGACCACAGCUAUGUCGACCCGGCUCCAGGCCCUACGCAACCAUACUCCAGCUACCCUAACGUCAGUCAUGAGAGCUACCAGCAGCCACCCUUCACUCACCCUGCAGAGAGCUCAGAGGGCUACCAGCCCCCACCUGUGUACUGAUUGCUACUGGCACUGUUGAAUGAAGCUGGCAGGGAUAGCCACAUAAGUGCAAUUGAUUCACUGCUUGGGUUGGUAAAGAGGCCUCUACUGUGAAGAGUAAGGGUGCCGUCGCUUUGUGUGCGUGUCUUGUGUGAUGGGUUCUGGGGUUAUUCCUGCUGUUUUCUCCCUUUUCUGAAAGCUGCUUCCCGCAGAAGAGGCUUUCUCUUCCUCUCAGGGGUGUGGGAGGCUUUCCUGCUGGCCAAAGUAUGUGACUUGAAAGGCAGAACAGCUACUGAAUCACUUCUGUUAAGAAGACGUGAUAGCUGGUCUCUUUGCUGUUACAGCUAAGUUCAUUGUCAGCUCUGACAGCAGCUAGAGGCUUUGUCCAGCAGUCAGGGAAAUGCGUUUCUACUGUGGAUUCCUGAGUGGGACCCUUACUAUUGCCACUUGUGCAAUUCUGCUUUCCCGCCAGAUGCCAUUACACCAGUGCCUUGGUAUACUUUGCUUAUUUUAAUGUUCUAGUCCCUGACUGGGGUUUAGUUCCCAUGGCUCCUAUGGUGCUGCUUUUCUAGAGUGAGUGAUGCAGGUGCAGUGCCUUCCUUAUUCUUUUGCUUUCUGGCUGCUGCUGAAUGGACAUGAUGCCAAAGCCCAGGCCUAAAGGCCUUGUCGUUUCUUUCAAAGAAUUUGUAUAUAAAGCUUUGAACGUACAUGUUGCAUUAGAGAGAAGUUGGAUUUUUCUGCGUGCGUUGUCAGUUCUCCUUACCCAGUCCAAUCCUGCUAUAAGCUCGGAGGGACUAGGCUCCCUGAAGCCUAUAACAAUUGCCUUUCCAUAUUAAAUGUUCUAAUCAUGGGUUGCAGCUGCUGCUAAGUAAGUUUGCAAAGGAGGGGCAAUAGUCUGUAUACCUGUGCUGGGGUGGAAAAGCCACUUGCACAAAGCUUGAACUGCUAACCAGUCGGGGAGAGCCUUGUGUUCUGCAUAUGGAAAACUGUCCUGGCGUUAGCAGAUGCACAAUAGGAAGCUAUAUGAGGGUUCAUAAGUGUUUUAAAUCUGUAUCAUGGUAGAAAUAAAUCUUGUCACUCCCACCA